Messenger RNA from Synchiropus splendidus (mandarinfish), 6386 nucleotides. RefSeq names its product A kinase (PRKA) anchor protein 1b (gene akap1b). The coding region runs from base 722 to 3223 and encodes 833 amino acids. The record is from RefSeq and is a predicted model, not a curated record. Gene Ontology annotation, molecular function: RNA binding. Lineage: Eukaryota; Metazoa; Chordata; Actinopteri; Syngnathiformes; Callionymidae. The transcript has 11 exons.
GUGUGCAUGCUCCUUCGGUUUGACAUUCAGAUGAUACGACCUGUCCAAUAAAAAAUGUACUCUUCUCUCAGUUACCACUGCGAUACCCCGUGCAACUCCAUCUGCCUGCAGUCCGUUGUGUCGUUUGGUGGACUGUGGUAAUCCUAUGUCAUUGAACAAUUAGCCCGCAUAGGUACAUGCUACGUCUGAUAUGCAUGGAUACAACUGUUUGACUUCUUAUCGCUGCUUAUGCCAUUUCCUAAACUGACAUCGCGUUCUAUGGAAAUUGGCGAACAGUUUGCAGUCGUAGUAGAUCUGAAGUUAAAUGUGAAGUUGUUGGCUAGGAUGCUAGCGUGAAGGUCUGAGGCCCAUGACGGACAGGGAAACUUGAGCUUCAAAUGUUGCACACUACGCGUCAUCCCGACGACAACUUUAUGCUCCUAGUGAUGUACCGUACCUUUCAUUGGUUAUUAACUGAAUGUUGUUCCAGAAAAGGAAAACUAGUAUCAGCGACACGAGGUUUCAUGAUGCAACCAUAACACCACCAACCCGCACGAAUUACGGUACCAGAGUUGAUUCACUCCGUGUUUAUGAACAUGUUUUUAUGAACGAGUAUGAAUGAGUGUUAGGUGACUCGAUGUCAAAUGCGGCCUUGAAUUGCCCACGCAUGUGAGACGUCAGGUAGCAACCACCACUCCGAAGGACGUCAUAGAAGGAGUUUUGACAAAGGUUUCCUGCCAAAAUGCCUCUAAAAUUACGAUCAGUCAUUCCCUACACACUGCCUGGAGUCCUAGCCUUAAUUGGCUGGUGGUGGUUCAUCUCCCGCAAAAAAGAACGUCACAUUGGUCAUAACAGUCCAGAGGGAGCUUCGAAUCAUGUGACCCUUCAGGACUCUCCUAUAGAUGGGAGCAAUGGGUUGGCUGAAAAAGUUGCACAUUGUCCAGACAAUGACACAUCACUGACAGACCAGAGAAAAGGACUUCCCAAUGUGUCACAUGAAAAAGGACCUUCACUGAAACAAACUGCAGCUGAACUAGUGUUACAUCCGGAUGAAACAAAUCAGGAACUUGGUGAGCCUGCUGUGCCCGUGCUAGCCUCACCCGAAGGAAGAUCAGGCAUGUCCCCGGAAGGCUGUAAAGAUCCAGAAAACCUUACACCUUCUACCCCACUAUCAUCUGACGUUUCAUAUGAAGAAAGGGAACUUCUUGGUGGAAAGAAAAAAAAAGAAAUCAUUUCUUGCCAGUCCAUCCCAAAUAUCUGCUCUUCUCCAACAACGCUUUUGUCAGAAGCUGAAAGACCUGAGCCAGAAGGAGAAGUUGCAAAGCACCAACUCACCAGUAGUCUACAGAAUGAUGGCUGCACCAUUUCUUCAGUUAAAAAAUACCAAGUAACCUCUGCUAAGUCGUGUGAUAUUUCCUCUUCAAUUCAGGAUUCCCACCAAAUCAUACUAACCAGCACUCCGUCCUCUCUGAAUGUGACUUCACCUGCUCCGAGUACUUUUCAAGACCUCACCAUCAUAUCUGCAACUCCUGAAAGCAUCAAUGCACAGAGGAGCACGGGUGAGGAACAAACUCUGGAGCUUCUGGCAGCUGAACUCAUAACUGAGGUCAUCACAGCAGCCACCCAAGAGGUCCUCUGUGUUUCUAGUUCGGUUGCAAGCACAAACUCAAUAAGUUGCAGUAGCUUCCAUCAAUGUUCCGAUGGGUUGGUCUCUCCCAGUUGGCAGAACCAGAAUGUCACCUCAAACUGCUUUCAAAGUCUUUCUGAGUCUGCACAGACUGGAAGUACACAAACUAAGCUGGAAGGUAUGUCCAAUGGAUGCUCUUCUUCGGCAUGGAAGUCAGUGGACGACUAUCAGAGCCAUAAAACAGAAAGAGGACAUUGGCCUGAAUCGUCGCAUCAUGACCUACAAAGUGCUUCGCCAAAAGUAAAAUUAAAAGGUAUAGAAGCGUCCUCACUUGCAGAAGACUCUGCUUGCAGCACAUGCCUCUCUGAGGGCGAUAUCACCAGCAAAGAGCUCCAUACAGGGAUGUUUGACAAUAAAGCAGACAUGGUCCAGAUAACUGAUCUGUCUGGAAGUGACCACUGUCGAUCUCCUCUGCCAGAGGAAAGGGCAAUGGAAGCAUCAGUUUUAGCAUUGACUGAGGAAAGCCAAGAUGGUGCACUGUGUGAAUCUGUGCAGCUGGAUGAAGAUAACAUUAGAAAUGGGGCUCAUUUGACUUUUGAGGCAGAUGCGGACCAGUCCGGUGGAGAGUCCACAGUUGGUUCAGACGUAAACAGUAUGGACUCAGUUGAUAGUGGUUGCACAAUGGGUGGUGGUGACAGCCAAAGCAACCACACUUCCUCUCAGGGCUCCGAACCUGUGGUCUGGGAAAUAGAGGUGCCGAAGCAUCUGGUGGGCCGGUUAAUUGGGAAGCAAGGAAGAUAUGUGAGUUUCCUGAAGCAGACCUCCGGAGCAAUGAUUUACAUCUCCAUACUUCCAUAUACGCAAGACUUCCAGAUCUGUCACAUCGAGGGGACACAACAGCAGGUGGACAAAGCCCUGUCCCUUAUUGGGAAGAAGUUUAAAGAUCUGGACUUGACAAACUUCUAUGCGCCUCCUCCACCUCCUCUGACCCUGCCCUCAUUGCCCAUGACCUCCUGGCUUCUUCUUCCCAGUGGAGUAACAGUUGAGGUGAUUGUGGUGAAUAUUGUAUCCGCUGGCCACAUCUUUGUGCAGCAGCACACACACCCUACCUACCAUGCCCUGCGCAGCCUGGAUCAGCAAAUGUUCAUCUGCUACUCGCAGCCAGGGGCCCCCACACUCCCUUCCCCAGCUGAAGUUGGAGUCAUCUGUGCGGCUCCUGCGGUUGAGGGAGCAUGGUGGAGAGCUCAAGUUAUUACGUUCUAUAAAGAAACAAAUGAAGUAGAGAUAAGAUAUGUUGACUAUGGUGGAUAUGACCGUGUGAAGAUUGACUCUCUACGACAAAUCAGAUCAGAUUUUGUGACAUUACCAUUUCAAGGAGCUGAAGUCCUACUUGACAACAUUGUCCCACUGCCUGGAGAAGACCGUUUUUCCACCGCAGCUACAUCUGCACUGGAGGAGUUGACCAGAGGAGUUGCUCUGCUUGCACAGGUGUCAAACUAUGAUAAUAACACUGGACUGCCACUGGUACACCUGUGGAAUAUGGUGGGAGAUGAGGUAAUUUCAAUCAACCGUUCUUUGGCGGAGAGAGGGCUCGGGAUAUGGGUGGACACGUUUUGACAAGACUCACCUACACACAACUACUUUCAUAUGGUCAUGAUGACUUCGACCAGGGAUGCCUGAUGUCUUAGGACAACCAGAUACCUAUUUAGUUUUGAUUUGAUUUUUUUUUUUUGUCCUCAUCUCUCGAAUGAUAAUAAAUAUUUGAAGGCAUAAUCACACUUAAACAUUACCCCCCUUUGGUUGUUGAUGAUGAGGACAGCUACUGGUGUCAAAAAAAUAAAUAAAUAAAAAAAGCUUUCUGUUAAGUAAAGGUUCAAAUCAUAUUUAUUUUCCCAUCCUACUUUUGCUUGGAAGCUUUUGCACACUGAUGCUUAUACCUGCCUGGAUUAAUCCAGGUAUGUUUGUCACGAGUUGGAUGUCCUUCCUGCCUUCUGUUCAUAAAUGUGUGUGGAGAUAGUUUUUCCUUCCCGCUCAGCUUCUUGUUGUAACUGUUUAAAAAACGGAAGCAUAAAAAACACUGGGAAAGUCUUGGAGAAAAGAGUACAUGUGUCUAAUCAUGAAAGGAACAAGGCUGCUAGUGAUCUGCAUCAAUCCAUGAAGUGUUAGUAGCUCAUUUCAGUUCACCCAAAGAACUGUUCUAUGUGUGGGUUAGUAAGAACUUGCCAAACCACAGCCCACGGUUAUCUGAGGCCUAGAACCCCCUUGUGGUUUCCCACUUUAAUUUGGAAAGUUCUCAAAGUGCUGAGACGGCAUUUAAUAUUGAUACCUGAAGUCAUGCGUCAGAAUGAAAUUUGGGGGGACAAAAGACUUCAAAUAUUUCAUAUAAAGUUAAUUUGGAUAUGAUAUUUAAAUAAGCUCUACAGAAGACAGGAGUGUUAAUUGCGGAUAACAUGCUCACAUCUUGCUCUUUUGUCUGUCACCUACUGUACUUUUUUGGUAAUCUGCUGUCAUUUUGGAGUUUGAUUUUUGCAAUUGUAGCACAAGACAAAGAGCCCUGUUGCAUGCAGUAACUCACUGUGUCUUGUUCCUAUGAUAUUUGGCUACAGCUUUUCUCCAAAUAUAUAAAAACAUAUUCUAUCAGGCAAUAAAGCAGCUUUUGAGUUUUAGAAACUUCAGAUGUCAUAAAAAAAGAUUAAAAGUAAAAGUCAUCAGUAGCUCAUCUCAGGAUAUGGAGUAGAAUGUUCAGCAGGUGAAAGUGUCAAUGCGACAAUGCCGAUGUUCAUUAUUUUAGUGCAGAAAUCCUCCAAGUCUUGUCAAACCUGAAAUUAUAUUACACUUUCAUUUCUCUGUAAAUAAGACAUUGACUGUACUUUUCUAAAUCACUUAGAACAAGGUCUAAAGGGAACACUUGUGUUUGGCUUGUUUUUGGAACUUCACUAUUUGCUCGUGUCCCUUUUCUAAAGCAGCAUGUCUGCAUAGCGAGACAAGUCAUCAUUUGAUUCCUCAAUUGUGUGUUGAACUGUUAAGUCUGGAAACAUUUAAGAUGUACAGGAUGCUUUUUGCUAGGCUAUGAAGUUCUGAUUUCUUGAUUGUUCAGGUCUAAAAUAAAAAUAAAGGUUAUUGAAAAAGCUUCUCUGUGAACAGAAGAUGCAGCGCUUGAUUUGUUCAACCAUUGAGCAAAUUUCCCUUUUUCUCAGGUAGAAAAAAGUACGCUGCGGGCUUCUAAUCCCGACGUGGACUUAAGAUUGCGGCCAACUGAACAUAUCUUGAUUUCAUUUCCUGAGUAUUUCCUGAACACAAAACACAUCCCCAUGCCAUGUCCGUCACAAGUAAAAUGAAUUCUUACCAUUUUUGUUAAAUCAUUUGCUGAGCCAAAAUUAAUGGCAGUUCAUGUGUUCGGUCUGAACAAAUUUUCACACACAUUUGCACACUAUUGGCUGCAAUUGUUGUGUAAUUGUGUGUGUAAAAUUGAUUCCAUUGUUCAUCUUCCACCAGUCCAGAUGCCUGUCUGAGGAGGAACAAGAUAAAGACCUGAAUUUCAGUCACAUAUUUCAUCUCUCCUUCUGGGAGUAUAUGAUGAUGGGGGCAUACAAUGUGUGACAUCCAACAUUUACGCCCUAUGGAUAAGGAGGCUGAAUAUAGUUUCCAUUCUAGGCAGAAUUCAUUGUCAUCCAGCAACACAGAAGUUCCAAGUUCGUUUAUAAAGGAGGAAGAUUUUGAAAACUGAUGACUGUAGUGACAUAAUACACAGGCCCAUAAUUAAUUAUACGAAUUGAUGACAAUUAUUAUUCUCUCCAGCGGUGAAGAUUUUUAAAAUGUUAUUUGUGGCGCAAUUGCUUUUAAUUCAAGCUCCAAAAUACAUUUUGCAUGUUCACGCAUUUUUUAGUUGGACAUUAAUGUCUACAAAUUAAUUGGAGGGGCCAGAGAAACUGGUGCAAUGUCAGCAGUGAUUUUGACUGCCAUUGGCAUGAAAAUGUAAAAUUCCACUCGGUUUGAUGGAGUCUAUUGAAAGUGUGGGGAAAGAUAUCACUGACUGUGCAGAGCGAAUCACAGAGGCAGAAAGAAGGAUUUUGUCAACUGAAGACAAUAUUCCAUCUCUGUAAACUAAAGUGAAAGUCCUGGAGAAAAAAAAUAAUAAAAGGAUUGGAGUGACAGCUAAUGGACCUCCAGUCGAGAUCGGGGCACAAUAAUUGGAGAUCGGUGAAUCUUCCAGAGAAGGGAGGAAGAUAUGUGUGCCUUUUGGAGAACUAGUUACUGGAGACGCUGCAGUGGCCAACGGGGCACAAAACUAAAAUCGUGGAGAGAGCAAAUUGAAUUUGCCUAAAUCAUCAGAGCAAUAAUGAUCGUGAAGUUUUUGAACUGACAAGAUAAAGAACUGGUGAUGAUGGACUAAAAUCAGCCAGUAAAAUUUUAUCAAGAUGUGGCGACAAGUGUGCACAAAGACUGCAAAUGAGUCAGGAAAAUCUUCCAAAUCUUGGUUGGUUUCAGUUUAAUGUUUGUGGAAGUUAGAUUUUAAUAAAUGACUGUUAAAUUUUGAUAGAAAAUUUAUACAUAAUUGAAAACAUAUUCAGUACAGCAGACUGUCAGUUAAGUAUAUUUUGUACCAACACUUGAAGUAAGUAGGGAUGGUGUCUUGUGAAUCCCUAUUCACGAGACACCAAGGACUAUUUUGUGUAGCGUAUUUAUAGAUCAUCAAAGUAGGGACAUAACAAGUGAGUGCCAGUGGUCACCUUUUUUUGUAUUUGUCUCAGACCAAAAUAAACUUGAACGGAAAGAACUC